Messenger RNA from Heterostelium album PN500, 1482 nucleotides. RefSeq names its product Hly-III related family protein. The record is from RefSeq and is a predicted model, not a curated record. The transcript is spliced from 4 exons. Gene Ontology annotation, cellular component: membrane. Gene Ontology annotation, molecular function: signaling receptor activity. The coding region runs from base 1 to 1482 and encodes 493 amino acids. Lineage: Eukaryota; Evosea; Eumycetozoa; Acytosteliales; Acytosteliaceae.
AUGAAGAAACAAUUAAUUUUAGUUCUUGUUCUCGCCCUAUUAUUGAACUCUUUUAUCAUGCUCUCCAAUGCAGAUAGUUCUGAAGAUGAGACCUCUUCAUUCGAAGAGCCCUCUUCAGAAAGUUCAGAUGGAGAUUCAGAUUACGAAGAUUUCGAAGAUUUCGGAAAUUGUUAUAAAGAUUACAAAGAUAACUAUAUAGAUAAAGGUAGAGGUGGUAAUUUGAAUUUCAAUACAAAGUUUGAAAAUACCACUUGGCAAGCUAUGAGCGAUUCUUACAAUUGUAGUGAUAGUUUCAGUGAGAGUGUCGCUGGCAUUCAUCACGAUGAAACCAUUGAAAUCAACAGCCACAAUAAUAAUAAUAAUAAUAAUAAUGAUGAUAGAGAUGAUACAACCGAUAAAGAUGGAGCAAACACUCCACCUAUUGUUACAGAUAUGUUAUGUAUGGUUGUACCUGCUGCAACAGAGUUUGCUGAUGUAGGUAUGCUCAUGGAAGACAGUAGUCAACAGCUUUUGGAAGAAGAGAUAUUGGAAUUCAACGAAACGCCUACUCUAAAUGAUAUCAUCUCUGCCAAUGAAUUAUUACUAUCAACAUCAUCAUCAUCGGAUAUCAUAUCGUCAAACACCUCACAACACAAACAUCUACAUCUCAAUGAUAUCUGUCAUUGCGGAGACAUUGAUAGUUUCAUAGAGCUAAUGACAACGGAAAACCCUUUUAUCCUCUCUGGUUUCCGUGAAUACACAACAAGAUCAUUCAAACAAUGUACAAGAUCAAUCUUUAAAUUACAUAACGAUACAGGUAAUAUAUGGACACAUUUGAUACCAGCUUGUAUUUAUCUUUAUAUGGCACUCAAUGAGUUGGUCGUUGUACAGGGAAGAAAACAACUAAUGUUUACUAUGUCAACUUAUAAGAUGAAUCUAUUGGCCUACUUGUUCAGUUGUUUUCUAUGUUUCUUUGCUUCGUCAGUGUAUCAUACAUACCGGUCAUACUCACUGGCGAUCUACAAGAAGACAUUGAUGUUCGAUGUCUCAUCGAUUGGUCUUGUCAUCCUUACCAGUGUUAAUCUUAUCAUCUACAGUGAGCUGUACUGCUAUCCCAACGUUAGAACACUCUCACUCUGCUCUUUCUUCUUCUUGAUUGCAGCAGCACUUUCUCUACUACCAAAGAUAAUGCGAGAGAAACGAUUCUCUUUAAGAACAUUGAUAUUCUCAUUCCUUGCACUUCAAGGACUGCUGUCACAUCUAUUGCGAUUGUAUUUGGACAGUGUCAACCACCCAGAUUUCAAAUACUCUUUCAUUGAAGAUUCAAACUUCCAAUGGUUAAUCCUGGCCUAUCUACUAAUGUCAAUCGGUUUAUCCAUAAGACGUGUAAAAUUCCCAGAGUUAUUAUCACCAGGUAAAUUUGAUAUCUUUUAUUUGAAUGAUUAUAAUACUUAUGCAGGUGGCAAUGGAAGGGAAUGUUGUAUUCCAAGAAUAAAAGAAUAA